Messenger RNA from Pleuronectes platessa (European plaice), 3223 nucleotides. RefSeq names its product plasminogen (gene plg). Gene Ontology annotation, biological process: proteolysis. Lineage: Eukaryota; Metazoa; Chordata; Actinopteri; Pleuronectiformes; Pleuronectidae. Gene Ontology annotation, cellular component: extrinsic component of plasma membrane. The transcript is spliced from 19 exons. Bases 586 to 3030 code for a protein of 814 amino acids. The record is from RefSeq and is a predicted model, not a curated record. Gene Ontology annotation, molecular function: signaling receptor binding; serine-type endopeptidase activity.
CAACGCAUGGAAAAGGGCAACAUCUGGAUUUCUGUGCUAUCAAGAAUCUGAUAUUUUACAUAACACACAACUGAACAUCUGUCCUGAAGUGAUUAUUAGUGUCUUUUCUGAGGCGACUAAAUCUCUGAAACAUAUUUAAUCUGUUCUAUGUGAUAAAACCUCCCCUACACCCCCACCCCAGUGAAAACCAGGUCUGAACUACAUCACGACAUUACAACAGAUACGUGUUUAAAUGUGCAGCUUUUUAACACAACACAGGGACAUUUACACAUAAUGGCGGCCGACGUACAACAGGGGACGUGUCGAUAAGAAAUCACAAAUUCUUCUUAAUCUACUGUAGCUUCAAAAGAACGGUUUUCGAGGAAUCGUUGUUGAUUUCCAGAACUUUACAGAGAGGACGACAGGCUGUGAUUUUACAGGGUAACACUUUGUGUCCCAGAAACCAGGAUUUUGACCUGUUGAUCUGUCGCCGUCCUUGUCCCGGCCAAUGAUUGACUAACGGCUGAGUUGUCCUGGUUGUCGACCCAACGCACCCAAAGGAAACCCAUCAAUAUAACCGGAGGUCCGUGUGCGAGUGAGUCGACUAUGAGCUGCUGGUUUCGGGGUCGCACCAUGGACCUGUACACAGCAGCUCUCCUCCUGGGAGCCCUGACCUGCACCGUGAGCGGUACAGACGUCAGAGGCUACGCCAAAACCGAAGGGGCGUGGAUCCUCUCGCUGAACAAGCGACAGUACAUGUUGAGCUCUGCGGCUGAAUGUGCCACCAAAUGUGACAGUGAAACCACUUUCACCUGCAAGGCGUUCAUGUACGUUGAGAAGGAUCAGGAGUGCUGGACGGCCACAGAGAACUCCAAAUCAGAGACCAUCCUGCGUCGACCCAGCGCAGCUUUAUAUGAAAAACAAGAAUACCUCCAGGAGUGUGUACAUGGACUGGGAACAGAUUACAGAGGAACAAAGUCCAAAACAAAAUCGGGAAAGACGUGUCAGAGAUGGAAAGCGAAGUUCCCUCACGUGCCGAACAUGACACCAGAGACUCACCCCCUGGCAGACCUGGACUCUAACUUCUGCAGAAACCCUGAUGGAGACAGCGGGGGGCCCUGGUGUUACACCACCGACUCCAGCACCCGGUGGGAGCACUGCAACGUAGCCAGCUGCACCGAGGAGUGUAUUCACUGCAGUGGUGAGGACUACAGAGGAAAGAUCUCCACCACUGAAAGCGGCUUCGCUUGCCAACGCUGGGAUUCCCAGAAGCCUCACAACCACGGUUACAUCCCCAGCGCUCUCCCAGAAAAGUAUCUUGAGGAGAAUUACUGCAGAAACCCUGAUGGAGACCCCCGACCCUGGUGCUUCACCACCAGCUCAACCAAGAGAUGGGACUUCUGCUCCAUUCCCCGCUGCGCCUCCGAGCCGCCCACCAUCGUCCCGGAGCUGACCUGUGCCACCGGUGAGGGCCUCGCCUACCGAGGCACCGUGGCCGUGACCGAGUCCGGCAAAACCUGCCAGACCUGGUCGGCCCAGACGCCGCAGAAACACAACCGCACCCCGGACAACUACCCCUGCAAAGGCCUCGAUGGAAACUACUGUCGUAAUCCGGACAAUGAGAGGAUGCCCUGGUGCUACACCACCGACGCCGAGACGCGCUGGGAGUACUGCAGGGUGCCGAGCUGUGGAGCCGGAACAGACGAGGCCAUCGCCCCCCCGGAGGAGGACGACUGUUACGUGGGCGAUGGGACGAGCUACCGUGGAAUCACGUCAGAGACCAUCAGCGGAAAGAAAUGUCAAAGCUGGAACUCCAUGACUCCUCACAGCCACAAGAAGACUCCACAGGCGUACCCUGCAGCGGACCUCAGGAGGAAUCUGUGCAGGAACCCAGAAGGAGACCGAGCUCCUUGGUGUUACACUAUGGACCCUAGUGUCCGCUGGGAGUAUUGCAACUUGGAAAAAUGUAGCGCCAUCGUUCCAGGACCACCAGGACCAGCCCCACCCAAACCCACCGUACCCCAGAUCCCUUCCACCGUCACCCAGGCCCCAGCAGCGACAGACUGUAAGAUUGGAAGUGGAGGAACAUACCGAGGUCCAAUCUCCAUCACAAUCCUGGGUGUGACCUGCCAGGCCUGGAGCGCUCAGAGUCCUCACCCGCACAGCAGCUUCACCCCAGCGUCCCACCCCACCAAGGGCCUGGAGGGAAAUAGCUGCAGAAACCCAGAUAACGACGUGAACGGGCCGUGGUGCUACACUACCGACAGGAACAAGAAGUGGGACUACUGUCAGAUCCCUGACUGUGUUGGACUGGAAUGCGGUUCACCAGUCACCAAACCCAGGCGUUGUUUCGGUCGUAUUGUCGGAGGCUGCGUAUCCAAGCCUCACUCGUGGCCGUGGCAGAUCAGCCUCAGGACCAGUGCGGGAUUUCAUUUCUGUGGAGGAACUCUGAUUCACCGUCAGUGGGUCCUCACGGCUGCCCACUGCCUGGAGAGGUCCAAGCGGCCUAGUGCAUACCUGAUUGUCAUGGGCGUCCACACUGAGCGAGCCAAUGAGCCGUCCAAACAGGAGCGCAGGCUGGAGAAACUGGUGAUGGGACCGAACGGAGCCGACAUCGCUCUGCUCAAACUGGAGAGUCCGGCUCUGAUAAACGACAAAGUCCUGCCAGUGUGUCUCCCAGAAAAAGAUUACAUCGUCCCCAGUGGAACCGAGUGUUACGUCACUGGUUGGGGUGAGACUCAAGGCACGGGGGGUGAUGGCAUCCUGAAGGAAACUGGUUUCCCUGUGAUCGAGAACAAGGUCUGUAACCGUCCGUCGUAUCUGAACGGACGAGUCAAAGAACACGAGAUGUGCGCUGGAAACAUCGAGGGAGGACACGACAGCUGCCAGGGCGACAGCGGCGGCCCUCUGGUGUGUACCGCUCAGAACAAGUACAUCCUGCAGGGCGUCACUUCCUGGGGUCUGGGAUGCGCCAACGCCAUGAAACCCGGCGUCUACGCCCGAGUCUCCAAAUUCAAGGACUGGAUCGAGGCAACCAUCAGAGCCGGUUAAAGACAGUGGUUGAUUUUAGAUUUUAGAUUUUUGAAGAUGUGCUGACGUGUCUGUUUGGUAUUUUCUGAUGUUAACAAAGUGUCACUGGAGCUGAAGUGAAAUUAAACCGAAGCACAAUAAGCAAAGUUCUGGUAUUAAAAAGUGAAAUGUGUUUUCUGUAAGAGCUGAAAAAUAAAACUUGAUACAAAGGAAA